Messenger RNA from Contarinia nasturtii (swede midge), 2278 nucleotides. RefSeq lists its product as uncharacterized. NCBI's taxonomy places the organism in Eukaryota, Metazoa, Arthropoda, Insecta, Diptera, Cecidomyiidae. The coding region runs from base 163 to 1770 and encodes 535 amino acids. The transcript has 6 exons. The record is from RefSeq and is a predicted model, not a curated record.
AGUUAUUGUUUGCAUUUACAGCGCUAUCAACAAACUACGUAAUUUAACUAAAAUUUCAUCAUUUACAUCCUAGUUACGUGUCUCAUUUCUACACACAUGAAAAUUCGAUUGGAGAUACAUUUUAUUAGUUUUUUAAUUUAAAAAAAAAAAAGGAAAUCAAAAAUGUUACGGGCUUUCUGUUUUAUAAAAGUUCAAGCGGUUUUAGUUUUAUUUUGUAUCAGUGCAACAGUGGUUAGGAGUCGUAAUAACGAAUAUUUGAAUCCAGAAUGGGUUGACCCGCACGACUGGACCAAAGAUAAGGACCCACUUCAAAAACUCUGUCCACACUCGGAGCUAUGUAAACCAUGCGAAAAUACAGUUAAAUCAGAAUAUCUACGAUUGGUUAAUAGUUUGUUUAAUCCAAACGAAUUUCGUUUUGAUGAGGCGACACAAUUUAUGUAUCGUAAUGUUCAUAUCCAUAUCACAAAAGAGCAACUGGAAAAAUUGCGAAGGUCAAGUGAUCCGAUUUACAUCGAUGGCUUGGUGUCGGAAGUUCUUGCACAAACUGAAUUUGGGACGGUGCAACUUGUGAAAGAAUACACCGUUGAUCUUGCAACCACAGUUUGGGAUAAUAUACCGAAAUUGCCUUCAUUCUCGUCAGUGCCAUCAAUAUCCGAAAUCAAUUUCAAUACUUUACCACGAAGUCGACCGAUUCUCAUCAAUUUUGUCAUUUUUGUAAUGAGCUUCUUUGCCUGUCGUCGCUUCCAAAUACCAUAUUUAUAUUUCAUCCUCUUCGCAAUUGUAUAUUGUUUGUAUGAAUAUUUAGAUAGCGAAUGUCAUAGACGAAUUGAACUGAAUCAAGCGGUUGAUUUCAUUUAUGGCGUGGAAAAAAACCCAUGUGUGAGCCCGCAAAAAAUGAACUUGAUCGAUUGGUUCAUUGGAAAAGAUGGACGAUCCAAAUGCCGCGAUUUUCUAGAGAAACAAAGUACUACAAAAACACAAUGCGGUGUCAUUGAUCUUUUCCACGAAUUCUUCGCCAAUGUUCUGAUGAAACAGCUGAAGAUAUUUUUCAUGACAGUGGCUGAUAUAGUGCAUUCAAUAAGCGCAACAAAUGGUAUUCUAAUUACGGCUGUUGUGGUUUACUUCAUGAAAGAUAUUUUGGUGACUUUGAUUAAAUCAAUGUUUAAGUAUAUUUUGAAUCCAACCGCUUGGUCCCGAGUAGUAGCCGAUGUUGCCUCAUCGUCAUCGCGUGAUCCAGUCGAGCCGGUUCAACGCAUUGAAGUAUUGCCGUUAUCCGACAUACGCGAUUUGAAUGUGAGCAAGGCGCUCGAUUUGGCUAAUAAUCAAAUGAAAAUUAUCAGCGAAAAAAUGGAAAUGCUAAAUAUUCAACCGUCUGGUGGUGAAUCGUCCGGUGCCGAAUUACUUGCACUAAAAGCGAAAUCAUCAGAUACAAGUUCAACAGACACAGCACCAUCGACUUCUAAAGAACGUUUAAAUUAUGAUGAUGAUCAGCAGAAUGAAAGCAAUUCAUCGUCAGACAAAUCUUUUGAGGAAUUUGGCGAGGAAGAGAUUCAACAUUCGUUUCAUUUACCAGAAAAUAUAAGCAUCGUAACCGUCAAUGACACUCAGCUGAGUGUUUCCACUCCAUUCGAUUAUGAUGGAUCAACAGAAGACACUAGUCAAAAUUUAACUAAAUCAACCGAUAAAUCUGACAUAUUAACGAUAUCUGACAGCAACAAAUCGAACAGUUCGGUGGAAAUUUUAUCGAUUUCAUCAGAUGCACCGCUGUAAUCACGUCACCAUUUUACAUUAGUGAAACAAGCACAAACCAAAACUAUUCAAAACCCCCCAGUGCAUUGCAUGCGAAAAAAAAUAUCUUCUCUGCAUUUUUAUACUCAAAAUAUUUAUUUUUCGACAAACUUAAUUCUACGAAUAAUAAUAACAACAAAUUUAUAUAUAUAAAAAAGACGAUUUUAUAAAAAAAAAUCAAAACAACUGCCGUAAUUUUCAAAUCUUAUCAGUUAUUGUAUUUUUGGUCGUCACUUUUCUAAAUUUUAACAUUGACAUUGUUAGCUAAAUGAAGACAAUUGAUUACGAUUAAGUCUUAUUUGAAUAAGUUGAGAGAGAUGUCAUUGAUCUGUAAAUUACCGGCUAUUUUUGGCCCUUCCAUUAAUAUUUUCUACUUAAUCCAUUUGAUUGUAGCUAUUCGCAUUGUAAAUUAAUAUAAAAAAAGUUGUAAAAUUAUAAUUGUUAUAUUUAGGUUGUUCAUUUAAACAAAAUAAACCAUUUUUUAAAUUUA